AAUUUAUUAUUUUUCAUGUUCAAAGAAAUAUGUUUCUGAAUCAUUGAUUAGGGUGUAGUCUAUAAGCGCAACAUCUCCUUCGUCACAAGCCUGUUCCUCGUCAUCACGACUCAGGUGUUGCGGUACGGAUGGGCAGGGCUGAUGAGGAAGUACGUGGUGGAGCCUGCGCACAUGUGGUGGUCGGUGAGACUGGUGCAGGUUUCUCUCAUGAGGGCGAUGCACGAGAAGGAGAAGCGGUGGAUGACGCGGGGCAAGUUCUUCCUGAUCGCGCUCAUCUGUAGCUUCGCGUGGUACACGGUGCCGGGGUACCUGUUCCCGACGCUGACGGCCGUGUCGUGGGUGUGAUGGGUGUUCCCAAAGUCGAUCACGAUGCAGCAGAUCGGGUCCGGCCUGAACGGGCUCGGCAUCGGCGCCUUCACCCUCGACUGGUCUACGGUGGUCUCCUGGCUGGGGAGCCCGCUGGUGACGCCCUUCUUCGCCACCGCCAACGUCCUUGUCGGCUACGUCCUGCUCGUCUACUUCAUGCUGCCCGUCACCUACUGGGUGCUCAACCUAUACAGCGCCAGCAGGUACCCCCUCUUCUCCAACGAGCUCUUCGACGCCUCCGGCCAGCUCUACAACAUCCACAACAUCGUCAACGACAAGUUCGAGAUCGACAUGGAUGCCUACGCGAAGCAGGGCAGGAUCCACCUCAGUCUCUUCUUCGCCGUCAGCUACGGCCUCGGCUUCGCCACCAUCGCCGCCACCUUGAGCCACGUCACAUUCUUCUACGGCAAGGAGAUGUACCAGAGGUUCCGAGAGUCGUACAAGGGCAAGAUGGACGUGCACGCGAGGCUGAUGAAGAGAUACGACGACAUCCCCAACUGGUGGUUCUACAUCCUGCUCGCGGCGUCCAUGGCGGUAUCCAUGGUCCUCUGCACCGUGUUCAAGGAGGAGGUGCAGCUGCCGUGGUGGGGCCUCCUCGUGGCCUGCGCCAUGGCCUUCAUCUUCACGCUCCCCAUCAGUUUCAUCUUCGUAACCACAAACACGAUGAGAUAA
Hordeum vulgare subsp. vulgare (domesticated barley) is the source of this 1038-nucleotide messenger RNA. RefSeq names its product oligopeptide transporter 4-like. The record is from RefSeq and is a predicted model, not a curated record. The transcript is spliced from 5 exons. Gene Ontology annotation, molecular function: oligopeptide transmembrane transporter activity. The coding region runs from base 370 to 1038 and encodes 222 amino acids. Gene Ontology annotation, biological process: transmembrane transport. Lineage: Eukaryota; Viridiplantae; Streptophyta; Magnoliopsida; Poales; Poaceae.